AUGCCGGCCGGCCCGCCGGUCGGCCGACGCUGCUUGGUUCGUCGAUGGUGCUUCAAGCACGCAGCACUCAGAUGCGAUGGCGACGGCAUAGCCGGAAUUUUUGAAAAACCUCCUCAAGGGCUGCGAGACAAGCGUCAGACCGACGCCAGAGGCAAGAACUGCACACCAAAGACAACAGUGGCAAUGAACAUCAAACGUUGUCCCAUCACCGUCAUCGAAGCAGCGUCGUUCUUGUGUCGCGAGGCUCGAGGGUCGGUCGAAACGAGUACGGUGACCUUGUGCAGUCUGAUCGUCGACUCAUUAGCUAGUUCUCUCUUCCACGCGGUGAUGUUUUUUGCAUAUUUUGAGGUGUUGCAGAAUGUUUUACUCGUUCCACGUAAACGGCCAGUCACGAUGAUCAGUAUGUUGUUGACCACUGUGCUGGUCGAUGAAGAGAUCUUCGGCGACGAUCGUCCGCCUUGUCAGCCAGCUUCCGCAUUUGUCGUCUCUGCCUCGGACCUACCGACCGGCCCUCCCAGCUACUUUCAUUCAUUCAUUCAUUCGCUGGUCGUCCGUCAGCUGUUCAGCUGUCUGUGA
Soboliphyme baturini is the source of this 576-nucleotide messenger RNA. NCBI's taxonomy places the organism in Eukaryota, Metazoa, Nematoda, Enoplea, Dioctophymatida, Soboliphymatidae. The record is from the annotation of a GenBank genome assembly.